Molecule: messenger RNA, 744 nt
Organism: Melitaea cinxia (Glanville fritillary)
Lineage: Eukaryota; Metazoa; Arthropoda; Insecta; Lepidoptera; Nymphalidae
Product: TLC domain-containing protein 5-like
Exons: 4
Coding region: 1-744 (247 amino acids)
Cellular component (GO): membrane
Source: RefSeq, a predicted model, not a curated record
AUGGCGUUACAACAUGAACUCUCAACCGCAUCGGUGCUCAAGCUGUGCUCUUUUAUAUUUUGGGGUUUGUCAUACAUAUGGUGCACUGAAAAAUCACAAGGUCACAGCCCUGAAUGGUAUUCCAGAGUAAUCACCUUACUUCAUGGCACUGUUGCUACUGUUGCUGGGCUGUGGCAAUGUGGGGUUACUACUGUUGAUCAAUGUAGACUAAAUGCUAAAAUAACAUCCGCCAACUAUGCACUGAUGAUGUGGUCAUGGGGUUAUUUUGCUUUUGAUCUUUUCUGGUGCCUCUUAUAUUGGACUACCAGCUAUGUCAUUCUGAUUCAUCACGCUACCGCAUUGAUAGCCGUCGGUAUUUACAUAAACAAACCAUACUCUGGAUGUACUUUUGCGUGUACCCUCGCACUUAUGGAAAUCACAAAUCCUUUUCUUCAAACACGUUGGUUGCUGAGAGACGGCGGAUACGGCCAAACAAUCAUCUAUUAUGCAGUGGAAAUAAUAUACCUCGUUAUGUUCGUUGUACUGCGCGGACCAUUUUGCACAUAUUUAAUAUACAAAAUUCUUAAUUCCGAUAUCCUUGAUACCGAUGAGAAAAUCGUAUCAAUAGUUUUGUAUGUUGUUUCUAUUGCGUUCAUAUACGAAAUACUUGGAUAUGUUACAUACAAAUAUAAGAAUAAAAUUAACGAAUUUAAAGGAUUUGCUAAUGAAAUAAGAGUGGUGAUUAAUGAUACCCAGACAGACUGA